This is a messenger RNA of Diatraea saccharalis (sugarcane borer), 1768 nucleotides long. Lineage: Eukaryota; Metazoa; Arthropoda; Insecta; Lepidoptera; Crambidae. The record is from the annotation of a GenBank genome assembly.
AUUGAAAAUGAGGUCUACUUUAUAGUGUAAUAAAUAAUAUCAAAAACAUAACUUUACUCAAAAAAAACUUCAAUAUUUAAAGACAAAAUAUUUUGGAUUUUCUUAUAACUUAAGUAUAUUUAAGUAUGUUAAUUCUGUGUCAAUUUCUUCUAUAUUAUUUUUUUUUAUGUUAUAGAAAUGGACAGUCAAGAUCAGAUGGAGAUAAAAUAUAACCCAGGAUCCGAAGUUGGUGGCCUCGAGUUAUGUAUAGUCUGCGGUGACAGAGCCUCAGGAAGGCAUUAUGGUGCAAUAAGUUGUGAAGGUUGCAAGGGUUUCUUCAAACGUUCCAUCAGGAAGAAGCUUGGCUAUCAGUGUCGUGGCAGCAUGAACUGUGAAGUGACAAAGCAUCACCGUAACAGGUGUCAGUAUUGUCGACUACAGAAGUGUCUCGCAUGUGGAAUGAGAAGUGACUCGGUUCAGCACGAACGUAAACCGAUAGUGGAUAAAGCUAAAGGUGAGACGAGGGAUGGACUGCACGAUCGUCAGGCCACUUACUCCAAACUGUUGGGCCUUGGACAACAGGGACAGAUCAAUCCUAAAGAGGAGCCGAGUGACGCGUUCGGCGCGGUCUCCCCGGCGGCGCCCGCCAUCAACUUCGCCCUCGCUGCGGCGGUCGCGUUCAAUAAAACUAACCCAGUGUCCCCGUACUUGCCCGGCGGCGGCGGAGAUAUGGAGGGUGCACGUCGACAACAUCUCAUGCUACAAACACAGCUCGCCAAGAAUUUGUUCAAGAUGGGUCAGUUUGGAGCAAUCAACGAAUAUUUACAAUCUGCGUACGGAGCUACCCCACCUGAAGUACCUCUGUCAGCGUUGCACACUGCCGCCGAAACUCAACAAGCUGAAGGGGGCGGUGUGGAGGCUGACUCCAGCAUACUGAGCACGGCGGAGUCGCUGCAGCUGUCGCUGAGCCUGCCGGCGCCGGCGCCCCCGCACCUGCGCCUGCACGCCGCCUGCGAGGCCGGCGCCCGGAUACUCGCCGCCUGCGCGCGCUGGGUGCGCGCCCUGCCCGCCGCCGCCACGCUGCCGUUCGAGAUUCAGGUGACCUUGUUGAAGAAGUGUUGGCCUGAGCUGUUUGUGUUGGGAUUGUGCAAGUUCUCUCAGCCGUUGUCUCUGGGCGCUUUGUUGCCACAACUUGUGUCGCAUCUACACACCGUCCUCAGAGAACGAGCUCAUUCCGAUAACAUGCAAGAACCUGACUUAGCACAACCUGAGAUCACUGCAUCUGAUUACUCGGAUGAACGUAUAACGGAGGUGAGCAGUAUGCUGUCUCGCUUGCAGCAGUUCAUCGCCGCCUUCGAGCAGUUGCGAGUGUCAGAGCGAGAACACGCACAUCUGCGCGCCCUCUGUCUCUUUUCACCGGAUGGUGUACCAGAUUUUCUCACUCGUAAACUCCAAGAGUACCAGAUCAAAGUGUUGCGCUCACUGAAAUCUGUAUGCCAACCAGAAGAGGAACGUUUGGCAACUCUCCUUCUACAAUUGCCGGUGCUAAGAACAUUUACUGGUUCAUUUCUGGAGGACGUUUUCUUCGUGGGAUUCGUGGGUGACGUCAGCAUCGAUGACGCUGUACCGUAUUUGUUGAAUGCUGAACGUUAAUAAAUGUGAGUAUGUUUUCUAAUAAUAAUGAAUAGCGAAGUGGAUAAGCGCCUGCGAUCGCUAUUGUCAAGCAACUUUUGCAAGGGUCUGUCACGGGAUGGGUGACCAAAAUAUUUUUAUCUCGAGCUACUCCGUG